Molecule: messenger RNA, 768 nt
Organism: Chaetomium strumarium
Lineage: Eukaryota; Fungi; Ascomycota; Sordariomycetes; Sordariales; Chaetomiaceae
Exons: 3
Coding region: 1-768 (255 amino acids)
Biological process (GO): mycotoxin biosynthetic process
Source: RefSeq, a predicted model, not a curated record
AUGGAUUCGGAGAAGCACGCGGCCGACGAGGAGCAAGAAGCAUUCUUAUCACACCCGCAACGCGGCGGAAAUGCCACGACGGACAUUCCGCCAGACGGCCGACAUCAUGGCGAGAAGAGCGACCGGGCAACGAAGUUGAUGAAAUGGCUAAGACUGCUCCUGGAGAUUGCGAUGGCCGUCACCAUUGUGUGUCUGCUAGUGUUCAAGCCCUCUGUUGCUGGACGAGAGACCCUCCGGAGGACGCCAGUACCUCACUUUCCAAAGAAGAUCUAUACCUUUCGUAACGACCCUAAAUAUGUCCGCGGGGACAUGUGGUUCAACGAAUCGCUCACCCUCCGUACUCUUCAUAACUGGAUCGAGUUGAGCUCAGACAGCCGAGGCUACGUCGUGAUUGACGACCCCAGCGGCUACGACCUUCCGGAGCCGUACACCGUGGCCCUAGACCGGCACAACGAUGGACCGGGGUACAUGAUGACGGUGUUCCACCAACUGCACUGUCUCUCCUACCUCGCCGAGCACUACCAGCAAGGGUACGACGGGGUGAAGCUGACGGAGGAAGUCGCCCACCACACGGCGCACUGCUUCAACUACCUCCGCCAGGGCAUCAUGUGUUCAGCCGACACGACGCUGGAGGGCAAGACCGAGGCCGGGCCGGGCGAGGGUUCCGAGCACGAGUGUACGGACUACGACGCGCUGCUGGAAUGGGCCAACAAGCACUCGGCCAUGAAGUGGAGGAACGGCCUGCUUCCGGGUGAAUCUAUUCUUUGA